CCGCUAAAAAAUUUCCCAAUCGCGACCCUCGACCGUCCAACUUUCAAACCUCCAAUUCUUUAUCCCGUUCCCUCUUUGACAGAGACCAUAUCAACACCCAUAUUAUUGGUCGCAAGAGGAAACAAAUUAUAAACAAUACGAUGGAUGCACAUGCGCUGCUCUCCUCCCAAGGCUGGCGAGGAACCGGACACUCCCUACAUAAAACCGACGACUCAAUUGGACUUGCGAAACCUCUACUGCUGAAUCGCAAAGACAAUACUCGAGGACUGGGCCAGAAGCAACAUUUCACUAGCGACCAAUGGUGGAUGAACGCGUUUGAUGAGCAACUCAAGGGUAUCGAUACGUCCAAAGAGGGGAAAGUGGUUCAGACUGUCACCACUGGCAAGCUGAACGCCCUGGAAAAGAACCUCGGCAAAUACUCCGUAUACACGACCUUCGUACGAGGCGGAUUCCUCGAAGGAACAAUAGAUAAGCUCACGAUCAACGACUCGAGCAUGGAGUCAUCCGAAACCGAAUCCAGUGACCAGCAAGAAGGCGACAAGUUUGAUAAGGACAAGCCUCGGAAAGAGACCAAGGAGGAGAAGAAAGCCCGAAAAGAAGCAAAGAGGAAGCGGAAGGAAGCGCGGGCCGCGAGAAGGGCCGAGAAAGCAGCACGCCGAGAGCUCAAGUCCAAGUCGAAAAAGUCUUCCAAACCCUCCAAGUCCUCAGCAGAAUCAAGCGACGCAGACGAGGAGAAAAAACGGCGGCGCGCAAAGAAAGAAGAGAAAAGGAGGCAAAGAGCCAAAGAGACUGGGAAAUAGAAUAUAGAGGGACAUGGAAAAUCGGAGUUUGAAGGCAUAUACAGCGAAAGCAUAUUCUGGGAGUUGAGGUUAAUGGAACUUUUGGAUGAUACCCCAUAGAUGUAUAUUUACGUCUGUUUUGGAAUCUUCCCGGGCUUGUUGGAAAGGAGCCAUGGUCUUUGGUUCCAGAAAUCGUCCUUGAUGAUGUCCAUGUGUUCCACCA
Fusarium verticillioides 7600 is the source of this 1002-nucleotide messenger RNA. RefSeq lists its product as hypothetical. The transcript has a single exon. The coding region runs from base 141 to 800 and encodes 219 amino acids. Lineage: Eukaryota; Fungi; Ascomycota; Sordariomycetes; Hypocreales; Nectriaceae. The record is from RefSeq and is a predicted model, not a curated record.